Lytechinus variegatus (green sea urchin) is the source of this 1399-nucleotide messenger RNA. RefSeq names its product solute carrier family 10 member 6-like. NCBI's taxonomy places the organism in Eukaryota, Metazoa, Echinodermata, Echinoidea, Temnopleuroida, Toxopneustidae. Gene Ontology annotation, biological process: bile acid and bile salt transport. Gene Ontology annotation, molecular function: bile acid:sodium symporter activity. The record is from RefSeq and is a predicted model, not a curated record. The coding region runs from base 716 to 1390 and encodes 224 amino acids. The transcript has 4 exons. Gene Ontology annotation, cellular component: membrane.
UAUCACAUGUUUCUUGUUGUCAAAGAGAAUAGAGAUAAAUGUUAAUUCGCCGAAAUGGACAUCUUUUGAUUUUCAUAGCCGGCUUCUUCGAGUAUUUUUUUUUCUCUUCGAUCUUCAAUGAUUAGGGUGUUGUGCACAAUGGAUGAUGAUUGAUCGAUCGUCUAAAAGAUGAUGUUUUCCUGUAUAGUGCUAAAGUCACAUCAAAGAAAAUGACUCCAAAGCAUCCGACGGUAUGUCAAGAAGAGAUUUGAUUGGUUUUUGGAUCGGUUUCCUGGAUGCACUCGAGAGUUUUCGCAUUUACUACGGAGCCGCUCUCUGCCAAAGUCAAAUCACAAUGGAGAGCUGAGAGGCUUUUGUCUGAAGUAGGUAGACCGGGAGAGCAGAUCAUCCGAAGAUUUGCACCGGACGAACAAUUGCAAAUACGUAUGUAGUCGUCCAGAGUCAAGAGAUUAUAAUAUACUGAUGUUCUGAUCCAAUAUCGACAAAAACCUCUCAGCUCUCUAUUGUUAUUUGGCUUGAAUUUUCAAAGGUAUUCGUGUGUUGUAGAGAGCGGCUACAUAGUACGAUGUAAAUACGAAGACUUUCUAGUAACUAUGCUAACGUAUUUAGUUUAGGACACUAAUUACUCAAUGGUUUUCACAAUGUAGCCUGAUCGAUACUCAUUCAUUCAAAUAUUUGAUUUAUGCUUACAUAGUAACUUCACAUUUCUGACACAAUGGAGAUGACAACUAAAACUUUGAUGUCGACGAUGAACACGACGGGCAAUGGCACCGUCGAUGACGGCAACGAACUCGUCACCUUGCUCACCCAAGCGACCAACAUUCUAAUCCUCGUCUUCCUCAUGAUAGCUAUGGGCUGCACGAUCGAGUUCAAGGAUUUGAAAGAAACGUUUCGUCAUCCAGCUGGUUUCUUUGUCGGGAUGCUAUGUCAGUUCGUCCUCAUGCCCCUCAUCGCUUUCUGUCUCGGCCUUGCUUUCAAACUAGAGACUGGGGGCGCCCUUUCGGCCCUAAUCCUCGCCUGUUGCCCUGGGGGCACUCUCUCCAAUCUCUUUACCUACUGGGUUGAUGGUGAUGUCUGUCUAAGUGUAUGCAUGACAUCGGUCUCUACCGCGGUUGCUAUCGGGAUGAUGCCCCUGAAUCUCUUCAUCUAUACCCGAGUAUGGACAGGUGACCAGGUGGUCAUUCCGUACGUCGACAUAGUCACCACUCUUGUUAGCAUUCUCAUUCCCGUUGCUUUCGGGGUGUUUCUCCGCUGGUGGAAGAAGGAAUGGACCAAAUAUAUAACUAAUUUCGGCGUAGUUCUCGCAUUCCUCUUGAUAAUUGUUGCCUGGGUUCUGUUCUUCAUGCUAAACCCGGGCUCGAUUUCACUAACGUUUUUUAUGCAUCGCUAACCCUUCGUA